This is a messenger RNA of Platichthys flesus (European flounder), 2651 nucleotides long. It is a transcript of the gene zglp1, whose product is annotated as zinc finger GATA like protein 1. Gene Ontology annotation, molecular function: zinc ion binding; sequence-specific DNA binding. The transcript has 5 exons. Gene Ontology annotation, biological process: spermatogenesis; regulation of transcription by RNA polymerase II; oocyte development. The record is from RefSeq and is a predicted model, not a curated record. Gene Ontology annotation, cellular component: nucleus. Lineage: Eukaryota; Metazoa; Chordata; Actinopteri; Pleuronectiformes; Pleuronectidae. The coding region runs from base 101 to 1729 and encodes 542 amino acids.
CAUUACACGGGGGCCGGCCAUGGCUACCAGCUCAACCAGUGUGGCCCCGACUCAUCCGUAUCAGCUGAUGAUCGAUCCUGGUGGUGAAUGACACCUCAACAUGAGCACAGGGCCGACGACACAAGCCACUUUUAUCCAAGGAAACCAGAAGACAGCCGGGCAGGAUGGGUCUCACUCUGCACUCUUCUACCUCCUCCAAGAAGUGUCCAGGCUGGCGUCCCCUGGCCACAGCAGUGUCCCGGGUACGCACUCGCCCUCCGAAAGUCUCGACGAGGCGUCCACACCGGGGGGUGUCAUCGUCGAGACGGAGGGAGAGGAUGAGCAUUCAGGAUGUGACGGUUUCUGCAAGCACAGUUUCUCGCCUUUAAAUCAGGUGAACAAAGUGGAGGAGGAACGUCACAGCAGCAAGGUCACGAGUUUGAUCGAGCCGCGUCGCGAGGGUGCCAGCCCCUUGAAAGUGCUGAGUCUGAUCAACCUGCAGUGUGACAGGAUCCUGCAUCAGGGAGAUGUGGAGGAACCGCAUCCAGGUUCAGUAUCAUCCAAGGCAAAAUUAGGCCGUUCAGCUCUCACAUCGUCAACUGCUACAACGGAUGUUACAGUACAAGGGGUCGGAAGUGACACUUCUCAUAUCAAGAGACAACAAAUUCAAGCCUCUGUCCGUGAUGUGGAAGAUGUUAGAGGGCUCAGUAUUUAUAAAGACUCCCAGGUGGGUUGUCGUCUUCAACCUCAGCCUGCUGAAAUAACAGACACUGUUUUACCAGAGCUGAUGAAGGAUAAUGCAACUGCCUCAUCUCAACCGCAAAGUUGGGACAAAAGGGAAGCCAUGUUUAAUGUUAACAGACAAUUAGAGUUGAGCCGGGAGUGUAAGAUGGACUUUUUGAAUGUGCCCUUCUCUGAAAAUGCUUUGUCACAAGCACCAUUGCACAAUGCACCCAUCGAUACCCAGCUGAUUGUAGAUUCAAAUGAAGAGACAGGUGUAUAUCUACCAAAGCCAGCACUGACAGUAGACUGCAACGCCAACAUUGUGUUGACCCCGUGUGACACCCAGCUGUCGCCUCCGAGCGAUGAGAGGUGUCAUUCAUUCCUAAAAACUGAUCUCAAAACCACAGGACCUAACUCAUCAAAGGACGCAUCAUCGCAGGUUGAAAAACUAAAAUCAUCGAGCUACAAUGUGCCUUCCGCAAAGAUACAACCAGAACUCAGGCCUGUGCAAAUCGAGGAAGUUGCUCCUCCGUCUUCCUGGCGGUGGAGAACCAAGACUCCAAGAAAACAACCUCAUCCCAGCCGGAGUGUUGACAUCCAAGACCCAGACAUCCUGGGUGUGACAUUCAGGAUGGGCUCGGAGCUGGACGACAGCAGGGAGCAGUGUCGGCUCCUCAUAACUUCAAAGUACAGCAAGGAACUCUUCAAGUGUGUGAGAAAGCCGAGGCUGAGGACACGGACAUCCCAGAAAACCCUCAAAACUUGCAGCUCAGAGGAGGAGAGUGACCUGACGGUUUCCAAGGAUAAAGUCUGUGCAUCGUGUGGCACCAGGAAGACGCCCAUGUGGAGAGAUGCAGAGGAUGGGACCCCGCUCUGUAAUGCCUGUGGGAUAAGGUAUAAGAAGUACAGAGUGCGCUGUGUCAACUGCUGGCAUAUCCCCAGGAAAGAGGGGAACUCCAACUCAUGCUGCCUCAGGUGUGGAAACUUGGUGAGGCUGACCUCAGCUCAACGGAAACACACAACCUAGGGAACCUACACAGAGAAAAGGCUUUUAAUGUCCACGUGUGAUGGAGCUCUGCACACACAGCAGCACAAGAUUGUACCCUGUCUCUGCUGUUGUUCUUUGUCCUCGACAAUUCAGUACAGAUGUUAACGCAAAAAAAGAAAGAACCGACAACAGCCUCUUGUAUUUUACUUGACUCAGGGUAUUUAAAUUAGUUUCACUGCCUCAGUUUUGCACCUCAGACAACAUAAUUAAUUUACAAAAUAUAUAUAAUAUAAAUUAACUAAAUCAAUAAACUGGUAAAAAAUCCUUUAAAACUAGAACCUUCUAAUACUUAAAAAUGUGCACUGUUAAAGAGUGGUGUGCACCUCUAUCUCGCCUGCACUGGUCCUUGUAUGUAGCAUGUCUGACAAAGUUUAUUCAGUUGAUUGGUUUUGUCUUCCCUCUGUCUGCUGAGCACAGAGCACAGACAGUGUGUAGCAGAGCUCGGAGUCAUUUAGCACAAAUAAAUGGGAUUCUUUAGUGCUACUGUAAGAACUACACACAUUCUGUGGAAAGUGUAUUCAUAAUUGUUGAGUUUUCAUCUCAAUAGCUUCAGUGUUGCUUGUGUAUAAUGGUCGUUGGUCUCAAGCAACAGCUGCAACACAAAGUUAUCUCUGUGCAGGACCAAAACACUGCAACCUGAGCUCAGUGCUGUGUUCACUGUUAUUCAAUGCAAAAUAAUUAACAUCAUCUUGGCCUUGACAGCAAGUUUGUCUGCCACAUAUUUAGUUGCACAAGUUAAAUUAUUUAUUUUGUUGUGUUCGUCGUCAUUUCUAACUUAUUUUUGGGAUGUUUGUUUAUCUUGGUGUAUUUGGAUUGUUGCUGCUAACGUUGGUACAUUUUUUUCCUGUGAGGAAAAAAACCCUCUUUGUGUGAACUUGGAUGGGUUCGGGUUUGUAUUAAA